Molecule: messenger RNA, 3770 nt
Organism: Toxotes jaculatrix (banded archerfish)
Lineage: Eukaryota; Metazoa; Chordata; Actinopteri; Toxotidae
Product: ral guanine nucleotide dissociation stimulator-like
Exons: 18
Coding region: 295-2844 (849 amino acids)
Biological process (GO): Ras protein signal transduction; positive regulation of GTPase activity
Cellular component (GO): plasma membrane
Molecular function (GO): guanyl-nucleotide exchange factor activity
Source: RefSeq, a predicted model, not a curated record
AAGAUCUGAGCUCUUCCUCCGCCGCUGCGCAGCGUAUAGAGUAUUUUAAGAACGUGACUCCUCGGGCUUUGAUAUUUCCGACAGCCAUGAAGGCAGCUCAGGGCAGGGGGCGGGGUUUAGAAAAGCCCCACAGUGAGUCAUGAUCCUUCCGAAAGCAUCAGACAGCGGCGAUGAUCCGUCGCAGCCGCCGUAACCUCGGACAGAAGCAGUGAGUCUUCGCUUUAGAAACAAAUUAAAAACAGUAAAAAUGUCGCUACCGUUGCUGUGACUGAACACUCGGCUCCGCGGGCAUCCAUGGUCUUUUUCCCGGGCAUGCAAGCCGAGGCGCACAGCGUCAAGCCGGGACAGCUGGUCGAGAUGUUUGACUCGUCGUGGAAGGUCCGGAGCAUUUGGGACGGGGUGAAGCUGGAGGUGGUCGAGGACCGCAGCCCGGUGGUCCUGCACAGCUUCACGCACCUGGACCCGGACCUGCCGCUGCUGGAGAGCUCGACGCAGGAGAUCGGCGAGGAGGCCGAGGAGGACGCCAUCUUCACCAUCACACUGAGGAAGGUGCAGCUUCACCAGUCGGCCAGUAAAGGGCAGCGAUGGCUGGGCGUGGAGACGGACUCGGCCCUGAGCCUCUACGAGACCUGCAAGGUGCGGACCAUCAAGGCCGGCACUCUGGAGAGGCUGGUGGAGUACAUGGUGUCGGCGUUCAGGGGCAAAGACUCCACCUACGUCACCAUCUUCCUGUGCACCUACCGCUCCUUUGCCACCACCAAGCAGGUGCUGGAUCUCCUGCUCAACAGGUAUGCCAAGCUCCAAAAUGUGCCUGCGGCCACAGCACACAGAGUUUCCCAGGACGACUGCACAGAGCUGCGAAACACUGUCUCGUCCAUCCUGGGCGCGUGGCUGGACCAGUACUCUGAGGACUUCUGGAGCCCUCCGAACUACGACUGUCUGCACCAGCUCCUGUCCUACCUUCACCUCCACUUCCUCGGCUCGGACCUGGAGCGCCGCGCUCGAAACCUGCUGGCCCACUUCCACCGCCGACAGCAGUGUGAGCCUGAUCCUGAUGGGGAACACAUCGGCUGCCCCUUUGCUACACAGGAAGAGAGCGGCUUUGAGGACGAGCUUCCUGCUUUUAGCUUCCUGUCGUUUGACCCCAUCAUGGUCGCAGAGCAGUUCACGCUCAUGGACGCGGAUCUGUUUAAGAAGGUGGUGCCGUACCACUGCCUGGGGGGGAUUUGGUCUCAGCGGGAUAAGAAGGGGAAGGAGCACCUGGCUCCCACCAUCAGAGCCACUGUGGCCCAGUUCAACUCCGUCACCAACUGUGUCAUCACGACCUGCCUGAGCAACCCGACGCUGAAGCCCAAUCAGAGAGCCAGGCUGCUGGAGAGGUGGAUAGACGUGGCUCGGGAGUGUCGGAUCCUGAAGAACUUCUCCUCGCUGCGUGCCAUCCUCUCCGCCCUGCAGUGCAACGCCAUCCACCGCCUGAAGAGGACCUGGGAGGAAGUGUCACGCGAGAGCUUCCGCACCUUCCGCGAGCUGUCCGAGAUCUUCUCAGACGACAACAACUACUCCCUGAGCCGAGAGCUGCUGGUGAAGGAGGGAACUUCUAAGUUUGCAACUUUGGAAAUCAACCCCAAACGAGCUCAGAGGAGACACCAGCAGCAGAGAGACCUGCAGGGGGUGAUGCAGGGGACGAUCCCUUACCUGGGGACCUUUCUGACGGACCUGGUGAUGAUGGACACUGCCAUGAAGGAUUAUACUGAGGGCGGUCUCAUCAACUUUGAGAAGAGAAGAAAGGAGUUCGAGGUGAUCGCUCAGAUCAAACUGCUCCAGUUGGCCUCCAACAACUACAGUUUCACUCAGGACAGCCACUUCAGAGAGUGGUUCGCCGGCGUGGAGAAACUCAGCGAGGCAGAGAGCUACAAUCUGUCCUGUGAGAUCGAGCCUCUGUCGGAGUCGGCCAGCAACACGCUCAGAGCCAAGAAGAACGGAGGGAUCAUGAAACGCUGGAGCGACCGGCAGCUGACGGAGGCCGGCUCCGGCGGCGCCGCAGGCUCUCAUUCCAAGUCCUUCGACCACUCACACUACAGACCGUACCAAGGAGGCGGGGGGGACAGUGGCGACGCUCUCAGUGUCACGUCCGUCAGCUCCAGUGGUUCAGACCUAGAGGACGUGAACGCCAGCUUCUUGUCCGACUCCCCUGAAGGACAUGAGAGAAAGACGUCGACUCCUUCAGUGAAACUCACCGUCUCUGCUUUGGGGAGAGAAGCUCCAGCAGCAGAUACAACGUCAACGUUCUGGGAAUGUACGUCCCUGUCGUCUCUGGACACCUCCGGGAUGGGCUCCAGCUCCGGCUCCGCCUCCGGCUCCAGCAGCACCUCGUCCUCCUCCGUCUCCUCCUCCACCCCGCUGUCGGCCUCCCGCUCGCACAAACGCUCAGUGUCGGCGGUGUCAAACUACUCGACUCUGUCGCUGCCGCUGUACAACCAGCAGGUGGACGACUGCUGCAUCAUCAGGGUCAGCCUGGACGUGGAGAACGGCAACAUGUACAAGAGCAUCCUGGUGACGAGUCAAGACAAGACUCCAGCCGUCAUCAGGAAGGCCAUGAUCAAACACAACCUGGAGCGAGAGAAGACUGAGGAAUACGAGCUGAUGCAGAAAAUCUCUGAGGACAAAGAGCUGCGUAUCCCAGACAAUGCCAACGUAUUCUACGCCAUGAACUCCACUGCCAACUACGACUUUGUGCUGAAGAAGCGCGGCCUGGCUCGGCCGGUGCGAGCCAAGAGCGUGGCCAGUUCGACGCUGCCCCGCAUGAAACAGAAGGGACUGAAAAUCGCUAAAGGGAUCUUCUGAGGAGAAAUGCACCGCUUCCUGCCUCCCCCUCACCCCCUUAACCCUCUCUGGUCUCCGCUCCUCAGAAGAAACAUUUGUGUUCUCGUCUGUUGGAGGGAAACUAACCUGAAGUAUCUUGAGUGUUGGUUUGGGCAAAGACUUGAGAUGCCAGAGGAGAAAUGACCAAGCAGCCUUUCUGUGGAUCAGCAGGAAGCAGAGGAGCACCUUAGCACUUAGUAACAGCUGCCGUGUCCUCCGAGGACUGCAGGAGCCGGGGUUAGUGGCAGGAAACACCCACAUGGAAGCUGUUUCUGUAAAGCUGCAUGUUGAUGAACGCAGAGGGACACGUUUGUGUUGGGGUCGGACGUUGCUGCUCGACGGCUGAACUUGUGGCUGGCUGUGUCGGCUCGUGGAAAAGCAGAUUAAUUUCGUUUCCUGGUCCAUUACUUUUUGUUUACAUUUGUUUACACUUUAUCAUCAGCUGGCCAGCUCUUAAAACAUUUUUGUUCCAGCCUCUUAAUCCCGAGAGGAUUUUUUGCACCUUCGAUUAAAACACUUUUUUAAUCCCUCGGCCUUCACCCCCGAAUUUUCCUCUGCAGUCUUCAUGCACACCCCCUCCUGGCAUGGAGUGUACAUAAAUGAACAACACGAAGCCACAGCGAGGUAACGCACGCAUGUGUGUGUACCAGCUGGGUGUUCGAAUGUGUUUCUAUUUUUUCAGGGAACUUUGGUUGUGAGUGUACCACCGCCUUUACUGUCUGUCCCCAGGGUUCCUGAAGUCGUCUGCGUUUCUGGGGCUGCAGCUCUGAACGUUGGGCUCUCCGCCCUCAAACGCUGGGACUCACGUCGGCAUCUUAACACCAGCGACACCGACGGGGAGGAAUCUGAACUCUUUUACCUUUGAACGCUGCCAUGUUACAAAAAAAAAAAAAAAAAAAGGUCAAGGA